This is a messenger RNA of Didymodactylos carnosus, 1531 nucleotides long. The record is from the annotation of a GenBank genome assembly. Lineage: Eukaryota; Metazoa; Rotifera; Eurotatoria; Philodinida; Philodinidae.
ACACAAGGUGUGUUACUGUACUUUUUAAACCAUUUUUGCCACGAUUUCGAUUUCCACACUAUGUAUCAUGCAAAUUUCUUUUGUGAUGUAUCAAUAGUCCUCGAACAUCCGUCAAUAGUUACUGUUGUUCAAAGUUCAUCUUAUUUGCAAUUAUUCUACAAAAUUUAAUAAUAAACAUAAAGUCGAAUUAGUUAGUUUUACUCGGAUUAAUACUCGUCGUUACAAGUAGUUUUCUAUAUUGUUAUACAAUUUCACGUGUUUUGGACUUUUAGAUAACUAUGCCUUUUAAUUGACAAUAGUUCAUUGGUACUUAUUAGAAUGGAUUCAUUAUUCAGUUGAAUUGUAGUUCUUUUUAUGUAUUGUGUGUGCAUGAAAAUUAAUUUGUAUGAAAUCUAAUGGGAAUAUUAGUUGCCUAAAAGCUCGAAAAGAAUAUAUCCAUACAGCGCACAUGGACGUGGUGAUUAAGGAUUACCUGGUAGUAGUAAAAAAUUAUAAUUCAAUUGUUAAUUAAUAAAAUACGUCUGCUAUACUCUUGUUUACUGAAUUAUUUAUUUAUUAUUAUUUUUUUUUAUUGGACAAAUGUCGCUUAAUUGUGCCAGAAAAUGAAGAUUACCCUUUGUCUUUCUUACUCUUUUACAACCACUUUUCCAUUUUAUUAAAUACUUUAGAGCAUUUGAGUUUCGAAGAUAUUGCCAUCGACGAUAAAAAUGGUAUUACAUUUUUAUCCGGUGAUAAUCGUGAAUGGUUUUCUACUUUUAUGCUUCCUUCAUCAAGAAAGAUGGGUGAAAUACUUAAAUUUAAUUUUUCAUCAGAACAGUUUGAAACAAUUCCAUUAAUCAAUUAUAAAUAUCAUCAUUUUCAUCCACUUGGAAUUUCUCAUGUUGUUUUCGACCAACAGAAAGCAGAAAGAGUUAAGAUUAAAUUCAUUGAUGAUGUGGUGGCUGCAGAUGAACAAUCAUUCUAUGUUACAACGGUGUUACAUUACAGACCAGAUCAAUCACUAUUACUUUGUCAGUUUGAAAUUUUAACUCAGCGUUCAUGGACAAAUGUUAUAUUUUGUUCAAAAAAAAUAUCAAAUAAUUGGAAAUGCAAUGUGGUUGUUGAUCAAAUCAAAACGGCAAAUGGAAUAUUCUCUUCGAAUGAUAUGAAAACAAUCUAUGUUGCUGCUAGUAUUGAAAAAAAAAUUCGUGUGUAUAAUCGUCAUCCUGAUAAUAAUUCAUUGAUAUUAUCUCAGUCUCUUUCAUUACCUGGUAUACCUGAUAAUGUCGUUGUUAAUGCUGAUGGACAAUUAUUGGUUGGAUCACAUCCAAAAAUGUUUUCGUUUAUGCUUCAUUCUAUAUUUCCUUCAAAAUAUCAUUCACCAGCACAGGUUUUACUAUUAAAAAAGCCAACACAUACAACAUUUGAAGAAAUAUUAAUAACAAACGGUGAACAAUUAUCAGCAGCAACUACAGCUGUCUCAUACAAAAACAAACUUAUUGUUGGUGCUUAUUUAUCUCCUGGAAUACUUGUAUGCGAACAUUUACUGUAA